This is a messenger RNA of Manihot esculenta (cassava), 982 nucleotides long. Its product is annotated as stress-response A/B barrel domain-containing protein HS1. The transcript is spliced from 2 exons. The coding region runs from base 408 to 737 and encodes 109 amino acids. NCBI's taxonomy places the organism in Eukaryota, Viridiplantae, Streptophyta, Magnoliopsida, Malpighiales, Euphorbiaceae. The record is from RefSeq and is a predicted model, not a curated record. Gene Ontology annotation, biological process: pollen tube adhesion.
UUCAAGCAACUCAUAUUAUUUUUUAUUUUUUGCAUGGAAUAGCAGACUAUGAAUGGUAAUCGCAAGACCUCCCAAGUAAUCGGCAACGUCUAGCUGCCAAAAUGGACCAAUUUUUUAUUAGGCUAGCUCCCGGUAAGUUAAUAGUCUUCAUUCAAAUCCCAACCGGGCCAUAAUUAAUUAGACUUUGUCUAAUAUGCUUAUAAUAAUACCAAUCCUAUUAUAAUUCAACAUCCAUGGCAUCUGAAACUUCUAGAGUAUCAGAAAAAAUCAAAAUCUGAAAGCCAGUUGAUAAAUUUGACAACUUUAGCCGUUAAGAGCCUCUAUAAAUAGUUGGUUAAACAGCCCAAUGAAGACAUCAUCGCAAAAGCUAAGAAUUAGCAGUUGCUGAAUUAUUAACACAGAGAUCAAUGGCAGAAGCAAAAGGAGUCGCCAAGCACAUUGUUCUAGUGAAGUUCAAAGAAGAAGUUUCAGCUGAAGAGAUUGAGCAACUCAUAAAGGGAUACGCCAAUCUCGUCAAUCUGAUUCCACCCAUGAAGUCUUUCCGUUGGGGUAUAGAUGCAGGCAUUGAGAAUCUGACACAAGGUUAUACGCAUGCGUUUGAAUCUACCUUCGAAACUACACAAGGGAUUGCAGAAUACGUAGCUCAUCCUGCUCAUAUUGAAUUUUCCAAUCAGCUUGCUCCUGCUCUUCACCAAGUCCUUACUAUCAACUACCAAUCCAAUACUGUUCAUCUCUAAAAAAAUUUUCAUUCGAAAUUAACCAUAUCGAAUAACAAGAGUAAUCUCUCUUUCUUCAAAAACUUCAAUAAAUGGAUGCUAUUGAAGCUCCUGUUUGUAUUUAGUUAUUAUUAAUAUUUUUGCUUAGUUUGAAUUCAUCAAUUAAUGAAUAUGUUAUCUUUUCUUUUCCUUUAUGUAAUUUAUUUUUGUUGCCAUAGAUUAAAACAACAAGUUCUACUCAGGGAAUAAGGAGCAACAAACCAGAA